UGUUAGAUUCUAGGUAAUCAAUUUAUCUCUCCCUCACGUACAUAUGCAAUCCAUGAUUGUGUUUGCUUCUUUUUUCCUCUAGAAUGACAGACGAGGCAGAGACCGCACCCACUACAGACAGCAUCAAAUCUGCCCAGUCGACUGAAGGUUGUGCUCGGAAACCUGCUCUCCGAAAGGUAGACACACCCAAGAAAACAGCCAGAAGCCAGAAAUCCAAUGAGGAAGUCAUGAACAAAAUGUACACAACUCUGCUCAACAGGGUUUUUGGACAGGAAAGAGAAUUAUCCCAGCUAGAAUUAGAUGAGCUUGCAGAGGCGUUUAAAGAGUUUGACUAUGACCAGGAUGGCUACCUGAACUACAAAGACCUGGCAGAGUGCAUGCGAACUUUGGGAUACAUGCCUAUGGAAAUGGAGCUCCUAGAAAUCAUUCAGCAAAUUAAAAUGAGGCUAGGUGGGCUGAUGGAUUUUGACGAUUUCUGUGAGCUGAUGGGACCAAGAAUGAUGGUCGAGACAGCUCAUAUGGUGGGGCUGAAAGAACUUGAGUGCUCUUUCAAACAAUUUGACAUGGAUGGGGAUGGGAAGAUUAGUCUGGAUGAGAUGAAGGAAGCAGCAAAGACUCUACUGGGAGAGAAACCGAGGAAAGGAGAGCUGGAAGAGAUCCUGAAGGAGAUGGACCUGAAUGGAGACGGCAGUGUAGAUUUUGACGAGUUUGUUAUGAUGCUGUCCACGCAGUAG
Electrophorus electricus (electric eel) is the source of this 734-nucleotide messenger RNA. RefSeq names its product calcium-binding protein 5. NCBI's taxonomy places the organism in Eukaryota, Metazoa, Chordata, Actinopteri, Gymnotiformes, Gymnotidae. Gene Ontology annotation, cellular component: cytoplasm. Gene Ontology annotation, molecular function: calcium ion binding; calcium channel regulator activity. The record is from RefSeq and is a predicted model, not a curated record.